Messenger RNA from Ananas comosus (pineapple), 861 nucleotides. RefSeq names its product nascent polypeptide-associated complex subunit alpha, muscle-specific form-like. The transcript has a single exon. The coding region runs from base 1 to 861 and encodes 286 amino acids. The record is from RefSeq and is a predicted model, not a curated record. NCBI's taxonomy places the organism in Eukaryota, Viridiplantae, Streptophyta, Magnoliopsida, Poales, Bromeliaceae.
AUGGAAGCCCUAGAUCUAACCAACCCUAUUCCCCCAGCUAACCCCAGCCGACACCUCUGCACCUCUGCCCAACCCGUGCACGCACCCCAGCCGCCGGCAGAUGCCCCGGCUGCCGGAAAACUCGGACCCGGCCACCCCUCCAUCUUUCUCUUUCAACCGAUCCACCACCCUCUCGGCCUGAGUACGCAGGGAAGCACGCGAAGCCCUGGGAAUCCUUCACCCUGUGGCAGAGAGCUACCUCCGGCGUCGAUCCCCGCCGGCCCCCGUCGUACACUGCGCCGCCCCCACCCUCCUCGCUCUGCGCGGCCAGCGAGACCCGGCCGAGACCGAGAGCAGCCCUGGUUGUGGCCCGCACACUGUCGCCACCCAGAUGCGGUCGCGCCAACGUCCAGGGACUCCAGCGACCCUCCGCACACCGUUGCCGCCGCACCUGUAGCCGCUGGCCUCUGCUCUGUUCUCUGGGGCCAUCCCGAGCGCGCGCGGGCCAAGCUUGGACCCGCACUGCCUCCGUGCGCUGCCGCUGCCCUACGCCGUGUGCGCCGCCUUCCCCUUGACCUCCCGCAACAGGACGCAGUCGUCCUGAGCUCCUCCGGCCGCCGCCGGGUCACCGCAGACACGUGGAACCCGAGAGCAAGUGCAGGCUUGAUCUACUCCGCCGCGACACCGGCCACCUCCCGUCGCCGACCAGCAGUUGCCCCGGACCCCACAGACCGGCCGCACCCUCCCACGGCCGUAGCGCCCGCCGUCCGGCUGCCGGCGGCCAACCCUGGCUCUACUGCUCAGGUUAGGCUGCAUUUUAAUUCCUGUGCAUUGUUUUGGGGUUCUGGUCGCUUUUCCGGCGAUCCAAAGGCACUUCGAUAA